UGUCCGUGUGUGAGGGAGAGAGCGAGAGAGCGAGCGAGCGAGAGUGAGAGAGAGAGAGAGAGGGAGAGAGAGGGAGUGAGUGUGAGUGCCCGCUGGGGUGGUGGCCGUUACGUUCGGGGCAACGGCUCCGGCCGUGGAGAAGUACGAAGACAGACAACGUCGGGCGCUUCCGCCUUCGCCGAGGAGGAGCUGGUAGGGAGAGAAAAGUGCUUUCGCCCGGGGCCUGGGCGCGACCCGUUGGGGCCGGUGCGGGUGCUGGGCUAUGAGCCUUUGAGGGUCGCUUGGGACUCGGAGCCAGCCCCGAGAGCCAUGUCUCAGCCGCCGCCGCUGCCGCCGCCGCCGUCGCCUCCCCCGGAGGCUCCGCACGCUUCGUCGUCGUCGGCGGCGGCGGCUACUCCGGGGGGCCUCUCCAAACGCAGAGACCGGAGGAUCCUUUCCGGGAGCUGCCCGGAUCCCAAGUGCCAGGCGCGUCUCUUCUUCCCGGCCUCCGGCUCCGUCAGCAUCGAGUGCACCGAGUGCGGACAGCGGCACGAGCAGCAACAGCUGCUCGGGGUGGAGGAGGUGACCGACCCGGACGUGGUGCUGCACAACCUGCUGCGGAACGCGCUCCUCGGGGUGACGGGGGCGCCCAAGAAGAACACGGAGCUCGUGAAGGUGAUGGGCCUCUCCAACUACCACUGCAAAUUGUUGUCGCCCAUAUUGGCACGCUACGGAAUGGACAAACAGACGGGCCGGGCCAAGCUUCUCCGGGACAUGAACCAGGGCGAACUGUUCGAUUGCGCUUUGCUGGGUGAUCGAGCCUUCCUCAUCGAACCAGAGCACGUGAACACGGUGGGCUACGGCAAGGACCGCUCCGGGAGCCUCUUAUAUUUGCAUGACACCCUUGAGGAUAUCAAGAGGGCCAAUAAAAGUCAGGAAUGCCUCAUUCCCGUGCAUGUGGAUGGGGAUGGACACUGUCUGGUGCACGCCGUGUCUCGGGCUCUGGUAGGCCGAGAGCUCUUUUGGCAUGCCCUGAGAGAGAAUCUUAAACAGCACUUUCAGCAGCACCUGGCCCAGUAUCAAGCCCUGUUUCAUGACUUCAUUGAUGCUGCAGAGUGGGAGGACAUUAUCAAUGAGUGUGACCCUCUGUUUGUGCCACCCGAAGGCGUCCCCUUGGGCCUAAGGAACAUUCACAUAUUUGGCCUUGCUAAUGUGUUACAUCGUCCCAUAAUUCUCUUAGAUUCCCUCAGUGGCAUGAGAAGCUCUGGUGAUUAUUCAGCCACCUUUCUACCUGGGCUCAUACCUGCAGAGAAAUGCACUGGGAGAGAUGGGCACUUGAACAAGCCCAUUUGUAUUGCGUGGAGUAGCUCUGGUAGAAACCAUUAUAUCCCUUUGGUUGGCAUUAAAGGGGCUGCUUUGCCCAAACUGCCUAUGAACUUGCUUCCUAAAGCGUGGGGUGUGCCUCAGGACCUUAUUAAAAAGUACAUCAAACUUGAAGAGGAUGGCGGUUGUGUUAUUGGUGGAGACAGAAGUUUGCAAGAUAAAUACUUACUUAGGCUGGUUGCCGCUAUGGAAGAAGUCUUUAUGGACAAACAUGGUAUCCAUCCUAGCUUAGUUGCUGAUGUGCAUCAGUAUUUCUACAGAAGGACUGGGGUGAUAGGAGUUCAGCCCGAGGAAGUUACAGCAGCUGCUAAAAAGGCAGUAAUGGAUAAUCGCCUUCACAAAUGUUUGCUUUGUGGUGCCCUUUCUGAACUUCAUGUUCCUCCAGAAUGGUUGGCUCCAGGAGGGAAACUGUAUAACCUGGCAAAAAGUACUCAUGGACAGCUGAGGUCUGACAAAAAUUACAGCUUUCCCUUGAACAAUUUGGUUUGCUCAUAUGAUUCAGUGAAAGAUGUUCUGGUACCAGACUACGGAUUGAGUAAUCUAACAGCUUGUAAUUGGUGCCAUGGCACAUCCGUGCGAAGGGUCAGAGGAGAUGGAUCUAUUGUGUAUUUGGAUGGAGACAGAACUAAUUCUAGGUCCACUGGUGGCAAAUGUGGUUGUGGAUUCAAACACUUUUGGGAUGGUAAAGAAUAUGAUAAUCUACCAGAAGCUUUCCCUAUCACUUUGGAAUGGGGAGGAAGAGUGGUGAGAGAAACAGUAUAUUGGUUCCAGUAUGAAAGUGAUCCAUCUUUGAAUAGUAAUGUUUAUGAUGUUGCAAUGAAACUUGUUACCAAGCACUUUCCAGGUGAAUUUGGGAGUGAGAUUCUGGUUCAGAAAGUUGUCCACACAAUAUUGCAUCAGACUGCCAAAAAGAAUCCUGAUGAUUAUACUCCUGUAAAUAUAGAUGGUGCUCAUGCCCAAAGAGUUGGAGAUGUGCAAGGACAAGAAUCAGAGUCUCAGCUGCCAACUAAAAUCAUUCUUACUGGACAGAAAACAAAAACUUUGCACAAGGAAGAAUUAAACAUGAGUAAAACUGAAAGGACUAUCCAACAGAAUAUUACAGAGCAGGCCAGUGCAAUGCAGAAACGGAAAACGGAGAAGUUAAAACAAGAACAAAAAGGGCAGCCCAGAACUGUUUCUCCCAGUACCAUUCGUGAUGGCCCAUCAUCUGCACCUGCUACCCCUACCAAGGCUCCCUAUUCACCUACAACUUCUAAGGAGAAGAAGAUUCGAAUAACAACCAAUGAUGGACGACAGUCCAUGGUUACCCUCAAGUCUUCAACGACCUUUUUUGAGCUUCAGGAAAGUAUAGCCAGAGAGUUCAACAUUCCUCCAUAUUUACAGUGUAUUCGAUAUGGCUUUCCUCCUAAAGAGUUAAUGCCACCCCAGGCAGGAAUGGAAAAGGAGCCAGUUUCUUUACAGCACGGUGACAGAAUUACAAUAGAGAUUCUAAAAGGCAAAGCAGAAGGUGGUCAGUCUGCUGCAGUACACUCAUCCCACUCUGUGAAACAAGAAGAGAUUGCUGUUACUGGCAAAUUGUCAUCUAAGGAACUUCAAGAGCAAGCUGACAAAGAGAUGUACUCCUUGUGUCUUUUAGCAACAUUGAUGGGAGAAGAUGUGUGGUCUUAUGCGAAGGGACUUCCUCACAUGUUUCAGCAGGGUGGCGUAUUCUACAAUAUUAUGAAGAAAACUAUGGGUAUGGCUGAUGGCAAGCAUUGUACUUUUCCACAUCUUCCUGGCAAAACCUUUGUUUAUAAUGCUUCUGAAGACAGACUGGAGUUGUGUGUGGAUGCUGCUGGACAUUUCCCCAUUGGUCCUGAUGUUGAAGAUUUAGUUAAAGAUGCUGUAAGUCAGGUUCGAGCAGAGGCUUCUACGAGAAGUAGGGAAUCGAGUCCCUCACAUGGGUUAUUAAAACUAGGUAGUGGUGGAGUAGUGAAAAAGAAGUCUGAACAACUUCAUAAUGUAACUGCCUUUCAGGGAAAGGGGCAUUCUCUAGGAACUGCAUCCAGUAACCUACACCUUGAUCCCAGAGCCAGGGAAACUCCAGGUGUAAGAAAGCAUAAUACAGGGACAGAUUUUAGUAAUAGUUCCACUAAAACAGAGCCUCCUAUAUUCACAGCUGCUCCUAGUAACAGUGAGCUUAUUCGAAUGGCUCCUGGAGUAGUAACAAUGAGAGACGGCAGGCAGCUUGAUCCUGAUGUGGUUGAGGCCCAGCGAAAAAAAUUGCAGGAAAUGGUUUCUUCUAUUCAGGCUUCAAUGGACAAGCACUUACGGGAUCAAAGUACAGAGCAGUCACCAUCUGAUCUUCCUCAAAGAAAAGUAGAAGUUGUAAGUUCUUCUGUGAGGCCUGGGAACCUUCAGACUGGCUUGCCUGAAUCUUUUGCUUUAACUGGUGGCACUGAAAAUUUGAAUACAGAAACAACUGAUAGUUGUGUGGCAGAUGCACUGGGAGCAGCAUUUGCUACAAAGUCAAAAGCACAAAAAGAAAAUUCUGUGGAGGAGCCUGAAGAAAUGGAUAGUCAAGAUGCUGAGAUGACUAACACAAUUGAGCCAAUGGAUCACUCUUGAUUUAAUUAGAGGCUAAUAAAGUGCGAAUGUUUAUUGUGAAUAUGUAAUAUUUGAUGGCUGGGCCACGUAACUUGAUUAGUCAUUAAAAAUCUUGUACGUAUAUAAUUCAAAGAUUAUAUCUUGUUAUUCAGUGCAUGAUAGCAAGUGUGUGAUUGGCAAUAGCUUUUAAUAUACUGCUGCCCAGGCUGGCUCUGAAUUCCUAUAAAUUAGUUGUUAGAUAUGUUGAAAUGAUUUUUUUUCUAUAUAUGUGGUUUAUUGGAAGUUCGUUGUAAUUUUAAUUUCAUGAAAGUCUUAAUGUUUCAAACAUGAAAAUUCUCUUGCUAAUAUGUUAGGUUUCUACAAAGACCAGAAUUGGGGACAAAAUGAGAUUUUGCUCAUGUUAUCACAAUAGCCAUCCUACAUAUUUAUUGGAGUGUCAAAAUUUUAUGCCAAUUCAAAUUUAUUUGAACUAAAUUGUAUCUUAAUAUUCAUAAAGUGAUUUGUUACACUCUUUGACAGUGCACACAUUAAUAGCUAGCUGUUCCUGGCAAAAAUAUCUUGAGAGUACAGUGCAAUGAUAUAACAGUUUCCCAAUCUGAACAAAGUUGGGAGAAAUACCUAUUCUAGUAUGAUAAAGCCAGUGUGAUUCAGUUAGUUGGUCUGAGCCAACAUGGCCAAUUGUGCGCUCUGUUGAUAUAUAUAUUGCCAUUAUUUUUUUGAAUCCUGGCCUAGUUAAGUUCCAUCUACUUCUUUUAAAUCUUGCAUAAAAGUUGAUUGGAAAUUGUGGUAGAAAUUUUAAGAAUAAUGGUAGCAGUAGUUAAUUUCUAAUUUUUAGAGUAUGUCAGAUUCACAGAGAAUUUCUAAGAAUUGAUCUUUAUGAGUGAGUUACAUUGUUCUGCAACUUUGAUCAAUGGUAUUUAAGUCUGUAUAUGCUAAGUGUCUUUUGAACCACCCUUUGAACCAAAUUGUUUUCUUUUUUCUUAGAGUCUAGAAUAUUUUCCUUAUUUGUUGGCUUCAUUUAGGUUUGAAUACAAGUUUUACUGUCACAUACCAUGAGCAAUUGAGCAUUUGCUUAAAUAAUGCAUUCAUUAAAUCUGUAGUGCCAGUUUUCUCAAGAAGUAGCUCUUGUGCUUAUUUCUUAAAAGCAGAGUGUUUAUCCUGAGAUUGAUGUUGCACUAUUUUAUCCUGUUCUGCAACUGUGUAUUGGAAAUGUACUUUUCAGUCCAUCUUCUUCCUAUGUUCACUAAAAUUAAGUUGAAUUUGAAUGAUAAAGACAAGUGUGUAUUAAUACAAUCACUUACUUAAGAGCAUUCAAAGCUUGUCUCUGUUUGCACAUGUAACAGAUGCAGAACUGUUUGCAGUUCUCAAACUGUACACCAGAAGGUAUAUUAUCAGGUGUUAAAAAAUCUCUACCUGUUGGUUCAUAAAAGAUAUAGUUCAUAUUUGACUUAUUAUUUUUCUAGGUAAGGGAAGUUUUGGUCUUCUUUCUAUGAAAGUGUCUAACUGAACCCACAUGUUAAUUACCCCAUUUUGUUGAAUCAUUUCAUUGAAUAGGGAAAGAAUGGAAAAUCCAGACAUUUGACAAGUGUAUCUGAGCUUAAAAUGUAUAUCUAUAUACACACAUAUGUAUUUAGAUUAUUAUUUAUCAUCAUGUCACAUACUUUGCAAUAUUUUAUCUCCAUUCUUCUACUUCUAAAUUUACUUUCAAGCAUUUUUUAAUCAAAAUAGCAGAAAAAAUUAGAACAUUUUGUGCACUAGUUUCACAUAAGAGAACUACCAAAUAUAUUUAACACUGUUGCUUGUGUAUUAAACUAAAAAUUAUUUUUUAAAAAAGUUACUUCAUUAACCACUGCAUCAUUUUUGAAAUUUUCAGACACUGAAACAUUCUUCCUUUAAUUUUUUUUUUGUUGUUGUUUACAUACAGGAAAGUUACUCAACAAACAAAAUGUAUUGCUUUGAAGUAAAUUGUAUAAUCACCUUUCUUUAACAGAUACCUUCUUCACUUGUGGUGUGGUAUAUUUAGUUAAUGACAAGAUCUCAAAGCUUUAAAGUGAAAAUGUCUCCCUGUUAAAUACUUAAAUUUAGUGUAAGUUAUAAUGCACAUGUGAACAUCCGAAGAUGGGCUUAAUCUCUGACAAUACUUUAUUAAUGUCUCUAGUGACAGCAAUGCUACUUAGAAACUAGUUGGGUGUAAAUAAUAUAAUAACAGUUUGGUUCUCCCUUGAUAAAGAAUAAAAGGCUUGAUUCUGAGAUGUGAUUGAAUUUCUUGAAGUUACUUUAAAUCAGCUGAAAAAUUUGCAUGGGAUAAUUUUUAUAGGUAGGCCAGGUAUCAUUCUCACAAAGUUUUAGAACAGGUUAUUUUUUAAAAAUGUCAUCCUUGUAUUUGUUUAUAUAUCUGUAAGUUUAAAAAAAACAUUUGUGAUACCACUGCAUCUUUGAGUCCAAGCUAAAAAUGUCAAUCAAAGUACUUUUUAAUUCUAGAAGUAACAUAACUAUAAUCCAAUCCUAUUCAAUUCUAUAUGUAGUCUUUAACUGAGUGUUGAAAUAAUAUUGUAAUGUAAAUAUUUUUCUUCAGUAAUCUGUUCUAUAUUCAUACCAAGUUUGAGUUGAUGACCCAAAGUCCAUGUAGUUAAAGGUGGUAUAUGCUUAGUAUACUGGUUGAAAGAAACAAGACACUGCCAAGCAUUAUGAGAUAGAAUAUAAUUAGCUCCAAAGGAAUGGUUACUCAGGAACUAAAGAGCAAGCCUAUACAUCCUAUCCCACCUCCCCUUAAAUAUGUUUUAAGUGUUUUUUGAAAAAUAUAAGGAAAGAGGCCUGAGAAACUUAACAAAUGCUAUUGACUGAAGAUCGCUUUGUAUCGUCCUUGACUUUCAGUUUGUUUUUUACAAUCAAGCUUUCUGCUUUGCAGUUAAGAUCCCAAUCUGAAAUGUUUCUGUGGUUCCCAGCCACAGGUUUUUAUUGCCAUUGUUUUCAAGGACCAACUUCAUUGGAUAUUAACAGUGUCUCUUACAAAUGGUCUCUUUACCUCAGGGAAGAUCACUUUGCUAUUAACUCAUGCUGUUAAUGACAGGCUUUUGAGAAUUAUACUGACAUAUCACAUGUUAGCUACUAAAUGCAAAAUUUGUAACAGUAUUGUUUUACAUAGUUACCUGCUGUUUAGGACCUUAGUAAGAAGUAACCUUUGGGUAUGAAAUAAAACUUGUACGUUCUAUCAUUAGUUAUAUUUCAGUUUGUUGAUGUAGUAAUAAUAUUAUAGUGUUUAUUUCCUAGUAUCAACAGUUUUGUCCUCAUUUUGCAAUAGUAAAUUUAACUGGCCCAAAUUUAAAAUACUGCAGUGCAAUUAAAAAAAGAACUUCGGUUGCCAAUUUUCAUACAUGUACAUAAUCUAUUUUGAUCAUAAUCCCUUUCCUGUUACCUGCAUUUGUCCUCCAUAUCCUUCUAACUAGUCCCUUUACUUUGAUGUUUUACGUUUUUGGUUUUUUUUUUUUGGUCCUUUAUCAUCCAUGACAAAAUGUUGAUGAUCUCAGUAUUGUGCAGGUCUUGUUGCAGACAGGUCAUGAAUACAGUGUCCAAUUCAUAUCUGGAAGAGAGCAUUCCAAAACACUCCUUCCCAUUCUUUGGCUCUUGGGUUCUUUUUGCCACCACUUCUACAGUGUCCCCAGAGCCUUGGAGAGGGUGAUAUAGAUGCUUCCUUUAUUGCUGAGCACUCAACAUUCCCAUAUCCUUGGCACUUUGAUGAAUUUUGAGUCUCCCCAGUAGUUAGUGCUGUCCUGCAGUGCAAAUUUUGAGAGUUUUAUGGUGUUCAUUCCCUCUCUUUGUCUCUCAUUUCAUGAUUCAAAGCAAGGUCUCUGUCUUAAGAUUUUUAUAAAAGUAAAGCCUUGGUUUAAAUUCUACUUAUUUUAACAUAAAUUUAAAGUGACCUUUUAUAACAGGAAUAGAUACAUAUUCUAAGUUGGCUACAUAUGUCCUACUUUUCAAGGUUACAUAAUUUAAUGUAAUUAUAUAACCUAGAAGCUCUCCACAACAUAAGUUAAUUUUUUCAAACUAGAGCAACUCGUGAAAAUAUGCCAUAGUAAAGUGUGUAUUUAAGAAAUAAUAGCAAUGUUGAGUUACAGAGUUAAUAGUUCUGUCAUUCUUUGAGAUGCUAAGUGUUUUCAAGUCAUAGUUAAUGAUAUUUAAAUUGUGGGAUUUUUAAUGUUUAUUCUAAAAUAGAAAUUGUAAUAAUUGAAUUAUUGGAGAAAAUGCCAUUACUUGUAUAUCUGACAGUCAGAAGUUUUUAAUUAUGGAGUCUAUAUGCUUUUGUAGUAUAAUAUUAACACAUUGACUAUACUCUUGUAAAAAGAAAAGGAAAAACUAGUAAAGGAAAAAGUUUUAGUUGAUAUUAUCUGCUUGUAUUAAUUAGUAUUUUACAUUUUAAGGUAUUGCCUACUUUUCUUUAGAAUAAACUCUUUCCUGAGCCUUUAUGCCUGUGGUAGAGCAAUAAAAGAUUGAAAAGAUUAUCAAUAUUUUCAGGUUUAUUUAACUUUAAGAAUUAGUACUAAGAACUGGAAAGUCGUCUACUUUUUGGAGGGAAAUGCUGCUUAGCACUUGUAAAAACAAGAAUAGUGUACUUACUAUAAAUGCUAACAAAUGCUUUAGCAACUUGGUAAAAUUGUAUACAUGUAUCACCUAAAGGCACUAGCUAUCGCUAUUAUCUUAGAUUUUGUGAUUGCUGUACAUACCACAAUUGAGUAAUGAAUAAUUGGUAAUAGUAUAACAGUGUAUACUGUUCUUCAGCACACCUCACUGUACAGUAUUUUAAGUUUCAUACCAAUAAUAAAACUAAGUUAAUAUA
Messenger RNA from Jaculus jaculus (lesser Egyptian jerboa), 8782 nucleotides. RefSeq names its product valosin containing protein interacting protein 1 (gene Vcpip1). Gene Ontology annotation, biological process: protein ubiquitination; Golgi reassembly; protein K48-linked deubiquitination. The record is from RefSeq and is a predicted model, not a curated record. The coding region runs from base 310 to 3969 and encodes 1219 amino acids. Gene Ontology annotation, molecular function: cysteine-type deubiquitinase activity. NCBI's taxonomy places the organism in Eukaryota, Metazoa, Chordata, Mammalia, Rodentia, Dipodidae. The transcript has 3 exons.